Messenger RNA from Gorilla gorilla gorilla (western lowland gorilla), 1054 nucleotides. RefSeq names its product TP53 target 5 (gene TP53TG5). Lineage: Eukaryota; Metazoa; Chordata; Mammalia; Primates; Hominidae. The transcript has 5 exons. The record is from RefSeq and is a predicted model, not a curated record. The coding region runs from base 159 to 1031 and encodes 290 amino acids.
UGCUACUGUCACAUUUCAGUGAUGUCACAGCUGCAGGUGGUACAGAGCCAGCACCACCAUCUGAUGCCCAGCCUGAGUGCUGGCUGAACUGAGAGGAACAGGGUUGGUGCCUGGCACUGGUGUUGCUCCAUUCGUCUCUGAGGUCUCACAGCCCCAGCAUGAGUCCAUCCGCAAAGAAGAGGCCCAAGAACAGCAGGGUUUCCAAGAUGCAAGAUGAGAAACUGCGGGACGAGACAGAGCAGCCUGUGAGCAAAGUAAUUGAGCGGAACCGUCUGAGAACGGUGUUAAAAAACUUGUCGCUCUUGAAGCUACUCAAGAGCUCGAACCGCCGGAUCCAAGAACUGCAUAAGCUGGCCAAAAGGUGUUGGCAUUCACUGCUCAGUGUUCCAAAGAUUCUCCGCAUCUCCUCUGGGGAAAACAGUGCCUGCAAUAAAGCAAAACAAAAUAAUGAAGAGUUCCAGGAGAUCGGGUGCUCCGAGAAGGAACUCAAGUCCAAGAAAUUAGAGUCCACAGGGGACCCUAAGAAAAAAGAGUACAAGGAGUGGAAGUCCCAGGUGCAGUCAGGGAUGAGGAACAAGGAGAAAACGUCAUCGGCGGCAAUGCCACGGAAAGAAAAGCAUAUAGAGCCUGAGGUUCCAAGGACAUCGAGGGAUGAUAGCUUGAACCCUGGAGCCCAGGGGAGGCAACCACUCACCGAGGGCCCCCGAGUCAUCUUCAUUAAGCUCUACCGCAAUAGAACUCCCAUGGGGCACAUGAAGCAGCUGGAUGUAGCCGACCAGUGGAUCUGGUUUGAGGGACUGCCCACACGAAUCCACCUCCCGGCGCCCAGGGUGAUGUGCAGAUCCUCCACCCUGCGCUGGGUUAAGCGCCGCUGCACCCGCUUCUGCUCCGCAUCACUUGAAAUGCCUAUGUGGCAUCCAUACAAGGUUGAUGUGACCUGGACGGGAGCCAGAGGUGCGAGCAGAGGGUGGAGAUCGCGCAAUCAGCUGAAGGGGAGGGAUGGGUGGCGAAAUUCACGAGUCUACAAAUAAGAUCUUCCAUAUGGCACCUAAAA